CCGUACCCUGGAGCAUUUCUUCCUAAACAAUUCAUGACAAGGUCCGGCUAACGCAACUGCCAGUGCUGAGACUGCAGCCGACGGAACGUGACGGCACCACGAGAAUAUUACAACUACCGACACUGAACACAAAUGACGGGAUCAGCAGAUCUCAGCUCAUUGAUGCAGAUGAAGAGAGGAGAACCCACCUCUGUAUGGAUGAUCCUACUUUGCUGCCUGUGGUGGAUGUGGAUAAAGGAUUCGCGAUCGCAUUAUUCUUACUUCUCUGCGUCUUUCUGGGCAUGAUGAUUGUCCGUUGUGCAAAACUCAUCAUGGAUCCCUACAAGGACAUCCCAAACUCCAUGUGGGAGGACCAAUAACAGUUACGUAGAAGGUGAUUCUCCAUAAAUUCAUGAGACGUGUCUUCUAGGAUGGCUUCUUUCUAGAUACGAAAGCACUGGAAAGUUAUCCAUUGAAAAUCUUGACCUCCUGACAUCUUAGUCUAUAGCAUCAAAUGACUCAACAUUUCACAAUGAUGGGCUUGACUUGAAAUUGAACUAUCCUGUGUGAUCCAGAAAGCUCAACUCAACAUUUGUCCCAUAAUUCUGGUCACAGUACGGCUGGGGAUAUAUGGUAUGGAUACAUUAGUUCAUGGUAAUAACCUGAACCUUCUUGUUUUGUUAUUUUGGUCUUUCUUUUACCGCCUAGCUGGAUACAAUGUAGUCUCCUUGAAGCCUAGCGACCCAACUUUUGUUAUAAGGAGUCAAGGUGGACAUCCCAAACACAACUGACUACCUACACGUUAAGUGCAUUGAUGCAUUGUUAGCCAAAUCACAUCAGAGUUUUACCCCGUACCAUGUAUGUUUGCGUGUGCCUAAAGCACACACGAGCGACCAUGGGAGGUCAGAGGAGAAGACCACAGCUCAUGUUACUGGCUGAUGGAUCUCUAUGGAAGGGUUAUAAUUAUUCAACAAGCAUGGAAGGCCGGGGAAAUCUGUCCUACCCCUAUAAC
This is a messenger RNA of Spea bombifrons (plains spadefoot toad), 991 nucleotides long. RefSeq names its product cortexin domain-containing 1 protein-like. The coding region runs from base 195 to 359 and encodes 54 amino acids. The transcript is spliced from 2 exons. Lineage: Eukaryota; Metazoa; Chordata; Amphibia; Anura; Pelobatidae. The record is from RefSeq and is a predicted model, not a curated record.